UGUUUCUCAUUGGCCCGAACACGUUCACGCAUACACUGACACACGCAGUGUGUUGUGUGUUUGCUUUGAGCAACAUUCAAAGGUUGGACGAAUCGCAUGUGACUAGCAGCAAGAAGUUACAAACAUAAAUUAGUUUAAGUUCGACGGCUCUCGAGUGAAGACGUAGAAUAGUCAAGGAACGAACCGGAAUACUGAUUUGACUUAAUCUUCUGUGUUCUCAACUGUUUGAAGCAACAAAAAAUAAACUGAGGACUUUAUAGUGAAGAAAAAUAAAUCAGUUUUGUGAACUGUUUGAAGGAGAAAAAAAACAAGAAGAAUUUAUUUGAAUAAAAAAGUUCAACCAAUUUUAAAUCAAGUUCAACAAAGUGAGCUAUUUGAAAAAAAAAAAAAAAAAAUCAAAAUGAAUAAAUGUGAAAAGAAACGGGAAAAUGGAGUAUCGACUUUAUUAUCGACCAUGGCACUAGUACCUUCGAAAUCCAACUUUUCAAUCAACACAAUUUUACCCGAACUUAUGGAUCGUGAUACGUCGGCCGAAGCAUCACCAGUACCAUCAGCUGAAUCCGAUGCUGAUAAUGCAUCCACCGAUGGUGAUGUUAAUGUGGAUUACGAAUCAGACAUGGAAGAUGCUCCAUCAACAACGGACAAUGCAUCAAAAUCUGGUGAUGAAAAAGGCGACGACGACAAAUCAAAAUCGGACAAAAAGGAUGGCAGCACAAAGCAUGAGAAGCCAUCGUUCAGUUACAAUGCAUUGAUCAUGAGUGCAAUUCGAGAAAGCAAAGAAAAGCGGCUCACCUUAAACGGAAUCUACGAUUAUAUCAUGAAGAAGUAUCCAUUCUAUCAGGAAAAUAAGCAAGGCUGGCAAAAUUCGAUUCGUCACAAUUUGAGUUUGAAUAAAAUUUUCCUGAAAGUGCCACGCCACUAUGAUGAUCCAGGCAAAGGUAACUACUGGAUGUUGGACCCAUCGGCCGAUGAUGUUAUUGUUGGCAGCAAAUUGCGCCGUCGCUCAAAAGUCGCAUCACGAUCACGUAUGGCCGCCUUCAAUCGUGCACCAAUCUUUCCACCAAUGGGCUAUCCAAACUUUGGCAAUUAUUUCUAUCAACAACAAGCCGCUGCCGCUGCUGUUGCCUCAAAUCCAGCUGCAUUGAUCCAAGCUAUGUACAAUCGUUAUGGUUACAAUGGUUAUGGAUCGAAUCCAGCGAUUGCUGCUGCCGCAGCUGCAAUGCAACCACGCGCCAAUCUUCCGUCGCUGCCUCUAGGAAUCCCACCAAAUUUCGCAAUGGAUCGUCUGAUGGGCCAUCCAGGUCUUGCAUCCAAUCUUGUUUUAUCACCUUCGAUGAACGGUAGCAAUGGUGCACACCAUACACCUGCCGAAAUCUAUCAAAGACUCCAUUACCAACAACAAUUACUCCAACAACAUCAAUCUCAUCUUCAACACCAUAGUCCACCCAUCGAAACCACCGACAUUCUCUCAGCGUCAGCCCAACAGCAGCAACUCUUUAAACCUGUCGUCGUUUCAAGGCAAAGUUGAAUGGAUUGUGGCCCGUAGUUAAAUUAAAUUAGACGAAAUAUAUUAAUUAUGUGUAUGUGCGUGAGCGCGCGCGUGCGCGUGUAUCCAGUUUCGUUUUGUACAAAAGAGAGAAAGAAAGAAAAUAGAAACGAAAACGCAACAACUGGACACGACAACCCCAUUCUCAUGUUUUAUUAUAAUUUGUAAUUGAUUGUUUAAAGUAAAUUUGUAAUUGAACAUAUAUGGUAUAUUAAAUUAAUAGAGAAUAAUGUGAUAUUUAUGUGAUUAAGGAUUAUCUAGAUAUGAUUCGGUGGUCGACA
This is a messenger RNA of Sitodiplosis mosellana (orange wheat blossom midge), 1827 nucleotides long. RefSeq names its product forkhead box protein fkh-2-like. Lineage: Eukaryota; Metazoa; Arthropoda; Insecta; Diptera; Cecidomyiidae. The record is from RefSeq and is a predicted model, not a curated record. Gene Ontology annotation, biological process: regulation of transcription by RNA polymerase II. Gene Ontology annotation, molecular function: sequence-specific double-stranded DNA binding; DNA-binding transcription factor activity. Gene Ontology annotation, cellular component: nucleus. The coding region runs from base 401 to 1528 and encodes 375 amino acids. The transcript is spliced from 2 exons.